Schizosaccharomyces japonicus yFS275 is the source of this 1878-nucleotide messenger RNA. RefSeq names its product inositol 1,3,4,5,6-pentakisphosphate kinase. The transcript is spliced from 2 exons. The coding region runs from base 1 to 1878 and encodes 625 amino acids. Gene Ontology annotation, molecular function: inositol-1,3,4,5,6-pentakisphosphate 2-kinase activity; ATP binding. Gene Ontology annotation, biological process: phosphatidylinositol biosynthetic process. NCBI's taxonomy places the organism in Eukaryota, Fungi, Ascomycota, Schizosaccharomycetes, Schizosaccharomycetales, Schizosaccharomycetaceae. The record is from RefSeq and is a predicted model, not a curated record.
AUGCCUAGUAUCGGAUUUUGCAAAACUAGCCCAACCAAAAAUGAAAAAAAUAAAGAAGACACACAGAAACAGUUUCCUGUUCCUGUUUCGGACGCUCAAGUGAAUGAGUGGGAGCGACAGGUAACGAGCCUGAACAUGUCCAUACGGGCCCUUAUAGAGAACGCUAGACUCUUUCGGGAUUCUUGGAGAUGCGUGGUGUGUACAGGACCAUCAUUAAUUGCCGCCUGGAUUGCACUGUAUAGACAAAUACCUCCGGAAAAGUCAUUAGCAGCUUCGGUAGGGACACUCGUUGAAUGGAAUAAAGCACUGGAGAGCCAGCGUAGAGAAGUACUACUCCUACUCCAGCCUUUCGAUUAUAGCAUCUUAGCUCCCUGCAAGGAAGUAAAGCAUUACAUGAAAAAGGCGGAUGAACUAGUUCAAAAACGCACACGGAAGAAAGCGGAAUUUGACAAGCUACAGAAGGAUUUGCUGUCACUCUACGAAUUGCAUGAACCGGAAUCACAGCGUCACAAACUCAAAUCUUUUCGUUCGAGUUUGCAACGUGUGAACAAAGAGUUGGAUGAGCUAAAUAGGGUCUUGGCUAAGAACAUCCCGGCAAUAAUUUCAAAGAGCAGAACUUUGUUCCAGCAUCUGUUGAAGAGAUUCUAUAAAACCCAUUUUCAAAUAGCUCGCAAAAUGUUUAUUGCAGUGCGACCUUGGGAUUGUUUUCAAGAUGAUAUCUUACAAACAUGGAAUGAAGAAUUUGGAGAGAUUCGUGAAGCUAUGGAACGUUUGCAGCUAUUGUCUGGUACACUAAGCAGAACAACAAGUUUAAGUUCACUACCCCGAAUCGAUACGUCUGUAUCGUCGUUGUCUCAAAACAACUCACCUCUUUACAAUUCUGCAAUUUCUGAAUCGUCAUCAGCGAACUCGUCUUUUCUGUGGCUGUCACCAAAUGUUCCGGAUACUCGAUAUAAAGAUAAAACACUAAGAACGGUUAAAGACUUCGCUUCGUCCCCAGUGAAAAGUUUAUCGAGUACGAGUCUCUCUGUGAAGUCCGUAAACCCACCCACUUUUAGUUUCCAACAGAGCGAUUAUUCUGUGUUGCCUGAAGAGUCUCUCAAUAAUGUUCAACUUGUUCCUGAAGAUUGGUCGUUUUUGGCCUCUGGAAAUGCAAAUGCCGUCUUUGAGUACACGGGAAAGGAUCCUUAUUUCCGUGGAAAGGUUCUUCGAGUCCGGAGACGCGGGCAAACACUACUGUCGCAAGAUGUCCACAGCUAUUUUUACUCUACUAUCCGACCGCUGUUUCAAGGAUUUGAGAAACAUCUCUUGGAUAUUACACUAUUGCCGACAACCCGUGAGUUUUUGGAAGCCUUACAGAAAACAAGUAACAUGCUACUAAACCUAAAUGAUACAUCCGGAAUCAUUAUGCGAGAUCUGAAUGAGGGUUUGGAAAUGAAACCAAAAUGGCUUUCUCAAUCACCAACAGCCCCUACGGACUGGGUUGUUUGUCGGACAUGUGCUAUCUGUCGAAUGCGAGGUAAGCCUGUUGGUUUUUGUCCGUUGCGUCUUGAUCCAGACAAUUGGGAACGUUUUUCGUCGGCUUUAAGGAAUGUGGUUUCCGGCAAUGUCGCUCGUCGGAUUUAUAAUUCUGGCAUACUUAAACGUUUACGAAGUCUGCAGAAACAGUUUGAGACAAGCAACAUAUCACUUGCAAUGACUUUACGGGACGUUACACUGUAUAUUGGAGUUACAGGAAUCACUAUCAUCGAUCUUGACCCCAAGGAUGGCAAUGUAAAACAAGCGCGCUGGGAAAAAGACGAAAAGGAUUUAAUUCAAGGUGGUUGGUAUUAUGGACGCGGCAUGAAAGCUAGCGAUCAACCUUGUCGUUCUGUUUAA